AUGCCGGGUGAGUUCGUGCUUGUUGGAGCGAGUGACCCGUUCAUAUCGCUGGAGAGAUUCUCAAGCUACAGGCGAUUGCUGAGGACUACGGCUUGGGUCCUAAGGUUCAUACGUCGAUGCCGUGGACAACGAGAUGAGCUGGAGAAUUACGGCCUCAAUGUAGCUGAGUGUGAAGCAGCUGAGGACUUGUUAUUCCGUAGAGCACAACGUGAGGCGUUCCCCGAUGAGGUGCAGGCCGCAGAGAAGGACUUGGACGUCGCUAAAGGAAGCGACAUAUGUGGACUGGCGCCAUACCUAGAUGGCAAUGGAAUCCUGCGAGCGUAUGGCAGGAUCGAUGCGGCGCUAUGUAUACCUUACAGCGCCAGGAGGCCAGUGAUCCUCUCCCACCGGCAUGGUCUCACGGAAAUGAUUGUGCGCGACGCCCAUGUGAGGAUGAAGCAUCAAAACGUGGAUGCUACGAUGGCGGAGAUCCGGACCAGGUUCUGGAUUACGAGACUGCGGAGAGUGCUUCGUAAUGUGAUCUCGGGAUGCAGCGAGUGUAAGCUGCACAGAGCACGGCCGAUGCCGCCGAUUAUGGGACCCCUGCCAGAUGAUGGUUUGGACGCUUAUGGCUGGCCGUUUAAGAGCACAGGCCUCGACUACUUUGGGCCGCUGUUAGUGACCGUUGCUCGGCACCAGGAGAAGCGGUGGGUGGCCUUGUUCACGUGCCUGACGACCAGGGCGAUUCAUCUGGAACUGGCACAUGACCUGUCGACUGAUUCCUGCAUACUUGCAAUCAGGAAUUUCAUCUGCCGGUGAGGGCC
Molecule: messenger RNA, 803 nt
Organism: Drosophila ananassae
Lineage: Eukaryota; Metazoa; Arthropoda; Insecta; Diptera; Drosophilidae
Exons: 2
Coding region: 1-798 (265 amino acids)
Molecular function (GO): nucleic acid binding
Source: RefSeq, a predicted model, not a curated record